Leishmania mexicana MHOM/GT/2001/U1103 is the source of this 1392-nucleotide messenger RNA. Its product is annotated as molybdopterin synthase sulphurylase-like protein,putative. Bases 1 to 1392 code for a protein of 463 amino acids. Gene Ontology annotation, cellular component: cytosol; cytoplasm. Lineage: Eukaryota; Euglenozoa; Kinetoplastea; Trypanosomatida; Trypanosomatidae. The record is from RefSeq and is a predicted model, not a curated record. Gene Ontology annotation, biological process: tRNA wobble position uridine thiolation. The transcript has a single exon. Gene Ontology annotation, molecular function: URM1 activating enzyme activity; adenylyltransferase activity; thiosulfate-cyanide sulfurtransferase activity.
AUGGAUGCAGGGGCGACGGACGAUACUUUGCCGCACCCCGUGUUCGUUUCUUCGGUGCCGACCCUCACAAAGGACGAUGUAGAGCGCUUUGGCCGGCAGAUGCUGGUGGAGGAGGUCGGCGCCGCUCACAUGGAGCAGAUCCGCCACGCCCAUGUCGUGUGCAUCGGCGCCGGCGGGCUGGGCAGCACCAUUCUGUUGUAUCUCGCAGCGUCCGGGGUCGGGCGGCUCACGAUUGUGGACUUUGAUGACGUGGAGCUGUCGAACUUGCACCGGCAGGUGAUUCACACGACGGCGGCGAUUGGCCAGCCAAAGGCGCUGAGUGCGAAGGCGUCGUGCCUGCGGCUAUUUCCAGCAGCGCGUGUUGACGCGGUUGUGGAGGCUCUCAGCCCCACAAAUGCCGAGCGGCUUUUUGCCACGUGCGACGUCGUCGUUGACGGCACAGACAACGUGGCUGCGCGCUACCUCAUCAACGAUGCCGCGAUGCGUUGCGGCAAGCCUCUCGUUAGCGGAAGCGCCAUGGGGUGGGAGGGGCAGCUCUCAGUGUACGGCUAUCGCGGAGGCCCGUGCUAUCGAUGCUUGUUCCCGCAGCCACCCCCUCAGGAAACGGUCGGCAGCUGCAAUGACAGUGGCGUGAUGGGUCCUCUGCCAGGUAUGAUCGGCUGCUUGCAGGCGUUGGAGGUUUUGAAGGUGGCGACUGGAGUCGGUGAGACACUGAACGGCCGCCUGUUUCUCUUCAACGGUCUCCGCUUUUCCUCGCGCGUCGUCAAGUUACGCGGGCGGCAGCCACACUGUGCGGCCUGCGGCGCUGCAGCGUUGGCGGACGCGACACCACUCCCGCAAUUAGCCGCGCAGACGCGCCCCGAGUACAUCCCGUACUCGUGCCCGAUCACCUCAGCGUCGAGUCCACCUGGUACAUCAUGCAGCGCUUUGGAGUACGCCGCGCAUGCGCGCGGCUCCGCUGCUCCUCAGCGCCGUGUCACACUCGACGUGCGUGUGCGCUUGCAGUACGACAUGGCGCACUUGGCGCAUUCGGUAAACGUGCCGUACCAGUCGCUGCUGCAGUGGAAGCGUGCGGGCACGGUGGUGACGCAGCUGGCGGACGUGUUGGACAAGGCACUGCCACCGCAGUCCAACACACAGGAUUGCAUGGAAAAUGGGUCUGCUGCUGCUUCCCAUGACGACGCAGGGCCACAGGUAGUGGUUUACGUGCUGUGCCGUCGCGGCAUCAAUUCCCUCAAGGCAAUGACCUUGAUUCGCGCGGCGCUCGGAGAGGCGGAGGCGAGGGGCGACGAAGCGGCCGUCGCCCGGCUUGGUAGGUACAUCUUCCGGAACGUCAGCGGCGGCCUCAACGCCUACCACCGCGAGGUGGACAGCGCCUUUCCCUACUACUGA